AGUAUUUAUUUUCGUUCCGACCUGAACGGGCGCUUUUGGUUGUUUAUUCGCGCGCAAGAAUUUUUGAGAUUGGGGAAAACGGAUUCGCAUGUCAUAUUUUGCUUCUGCUGUGGGGCUUUAGGGUGUUUCUUGUUUUCUUGCAUUGCCUUCGCCUGUGUAUGUGUGCAGAUGUGUUGGUAAAGAAUGGUGGAUUAAUGACCAUAGCGUAUACGAUAAAGGAGUGCUGACGAAAAAAGGAACCUGAGGUAAAAGGGACGAGAUUUUCGUGAGUCGCAUUUCGGUCCCUAGUGCGUUUUUCCGCCUCUGAGUAGUGCUAAAGUCGUCCGGGGAAAUCCCCAAAUAGGUGCUAUCGAUGUCAGUGAAAUUUGGGAUGUAUCGAGUUCUUCUAUCCUAAUUUGUAAUGACAGUAUAGUGUAUUUACGUUAGAUCAAUUUAAAUGUUGCGAAGUCUAGAAAUGUAUAUCGUGUGUCUACAGACCAUCUCAGUGUGAACCAUUUAGCAAAGUAUAAAUAAGCUCUCACAAGCGACCAGAUGAUGCCCUCGAAGAACAAGAAAUAAAAAAAACCGAGCAAAAAAAACCUAUUCAAUGAUCGUUCAUGUCUGCUCCUUGACCGUGCUGCAACAAAGAAGAAAUAUAAACUGGCGAAAGGUGAAAGUAGUGUCUGAUCUGUCGAGUUGGAUAAAUUUCGUACACUCUACUACCGUGAGAUAAGAGGCCCGGCCCGUGAGACUUAUCAGCAUUACUUUUAUUCAGUAGGGUGAUAAGCGCCGAUAUGGCACUCUUAUCCAAUGGUGCUUCAUCAAUGCAGAUAACCCCACCUCCGGGUAGCUCGGCUCCGGCCAACAACGACGCCAAUGUCGAUUUCAACUCGAACGAUCACAUUUUCUUCUCGAACCUUUUUAACGCCUUGCCGCGUUGGGAUGCGCCCGGAAAAGUUAGUUCCGGUCCGGUGACCGUGCCACAAAGUAAUGGCUCAAACGGAAGCAGCAGCUUUGGCAACACAUCAUUGGAUAGGGACAGCAUUAGCAUCACAGAUGACGUACUGUUUUCGAACGUACUAGGGGCAAUCGGAACAUCGAACGGUGCGCCCCCACCGAAUGAUAUUUUGGGUGCAAUCGGAACCCAGAUGACGCCGAGCACAUCACCGCAAACCAAUUCGUCCAACGGAAGCUCUGUGUGCCCUUCAUCACUGGGGGCGGUUUGUGGUCGCUGCGAUACUCAUGCCAUCAGUCGCUGUCUGGACUGUAACGAUGUGCUGUGCGAGGAUUGUGCCCACGUUCAUAAUAAGAACGCUUACACCAAGGAUCAUUGUGUAAUUUCCAUACAUACAAUCUCACCGAUCGGAUCAGCUACCGGAAUACAAAGUGUAUCGAUGGCCGUCGAACCGCACUGUGAUAUUCAUGGCGAGGUUUUACGCUACUUAUGUGAAUCGUGCAAGAAAAUCGUCUGCCAGGAGUGUACUUUAUGGGAUCAUAAGGAUCAUUCCUGCAUUCCAGUGUCCAACGUGUCUCAUGGAGCUUCGGAGAAGAUUUUAUCCAUUAUCGAGAGUGGUAAGCUAGGUACCAAAUAUAUCAAGGCCAGUAUUGACCGUGCCGUGACCUACUCACAGGCGGUCGAGAGAGAUGCCAUGGAGGCAUCUGCUCGUAUUCGUAAAGCCAUGCGUCACUUUAUUCUAGCCGCUGAAGACCGUGAAAGAACGCUCUUGGAGCGUGUGGAUAAAUUCAGACAACAGAAGCUUACAUCUCUGUCUGAUCAAAUGGCUGGGCUCCGAGCAGCCCUAGCUGGGCUAUCACAAACCUCAGAUAUGUUGACCAAAGCGUUAGAUUCUGUUUCGACCAUGAACAGCAUGGAUAUUGCCAAAACUUUAACCUCCGGAGAAAGCCAGAUGGAACAAUUUGCUGCCAUGUACAAAAACCUUCAGCCAAAGGAAGAGUUCAUCACAUUUGUUCCACCCAAUUUCGAACUUCUCCAGGACAUACGCAUGCAAGGAGACGUUCUGUUGGUAAAUCAACGAAGUAACUCCAUGUCCGCUGGCUCUAACGUAUGCAUACAACCACCGAGUGGAAAUAUCCUAACACGCCGUCCUAUUGUACGAAGUACUACACCAGCCCAGCGCCUGAAUUCUACUUCCUCUUCAUGGGAUCAAAUGACUGCUUCCAAAAAUGUACUGGGAACAUCUCCAACAAUUGGAAUUGGUCCCAUCCCCGGGAUGCCUGUUCUAGGUCAAUGUAUUCCGGGCUGCCAAACACACGUUUCUGCCAAGCCCGCCGUAGGGCCAAGUUCAACUUUUGGUUUCGACGGCCAUGAAGAUGGUCAGGUUUCUCGUCCUUGGGGUAUUGCAGUGGAUAAAGACGGUCAUAUUUUGGUAGCCGAUCGUCGUAACAACAGAGUGCAGGUAUUUUAUCCCGAUGGAAUGUUCAAACUGAAGUUCGGUUCGAAGGGCACUGCCAAUGGUCAAUUUGACUUACCAGCAGGCAUUUGUACCGAUGCCCAGAACCGUAUCAUCGUCGUGGACAAAGACAAUCACCGCGUGCAAGUUUUCUCACCCAAUGGUAUCUUUCUGCUGAAAUUCGGCAGCUAUGGCAAAGACUGUGGCCAAUUUCAGUAUCCAUGGGAUGUGGCGGUCAACGUGAAGGGAGAAAUACUGGUUACAGACUCGCGAAAUCAUCGCAUUCAGCUUUUCAACUCCGAAGGACAGUUCAUAUCACGUUUCAGCUUCGACGGAGUGAAUCACAGCCGUUACUUGAAGGGCCUAACGACACCGCGUGGAGCUUGCUUCACGCCACAAGGAGACAUCAUCAUAUCGGACUUUGAAAACCAUCGUCUAUUGCUGAUUGAUUCUACUUUGACUAAGGUUCUGGCGGCGAAGGGACACGAAGGAUCGGCUGUGCACGAGUUCAGCCGUCCGUCCGGAAUUUGCUGCGAUGACGAUGGCCGAGUGAUCGUUGCGGAUUCCAAGAAUCAAAGAGUUCUAAUCUUCUCUCCACAGUUAGAAUUCUUGUGGACGGUGAGUGUCGAGAUUCGUCCAACAUCCAACAACCUCCUGACAGCGGCCAUGGACGAGAAAGAUCGGCCUAGUGAUGUGGCACUACUUCCUGAUGGCAGAUUGGUCGUAAUGGUCGAAACAUCGCCGGACGCCCGGGAUCAAUGCAGCCCGCAGAAAACAUUUGUCCAAAUUUAUUGAAACGAAAUGACGAAUUUCGGAAAUCUGUGUUCAAAUUGUAAUGCUUUUAUUCGCGUAUGUGUACUACAUGUUCGUUUUCGAACGAAUCUGUUUAUUUGAUUUUAUGUUUUUGAUCUGUUUUUUUUUAUUUUUUUUAUACAUCUGCUAGGCAAAUUUUAUACGAAAAAUAUUAACUGUGCUACCUCUUACAGAAGCGUAUAAUACGCGGUUCGUUUUAAUGUGCUAUGAAUGCACAAGUAUCCAAUUUUUAUGAACAGUUUAUCACUAAACAAUACGCAAUUUAUAGAUAAUUUUAUAUAGUAUAAUAUUAUUAUGUACAACGGUAAAAUUAUGUCGAAAAAAAAUUUCUCUGAAAACGAGGAGUUUUCGAUUCUGGUACUGAAAAAAACUUGCGCCUGACAACAGGUCAUCCGUUCAGUGUUUGAUCCUAAGCCCAUUAUAGACUGAGUGAGAAUCAAAGCAAAUACCGGUUAGAAUAGCCUUUUGAACGAAUGCAACUCUGCGUUGUCCCUUUAAAGGCUGCAUUAAUUCAGUUCAUCUCGAAUGUUUGUUUCUGUUUGCAUUUUUUAUUUCUCCUAUACGUAUUACUCUUCGAUCAGACUCGAAAAUCUGUGACUUUAGAAACUAUGUUAUUCGAUCUAAAGCAAAGAGGAAGUCUUCAUGUAGUUGCAGUUUGUCAGCCUUAAAGCAGACAGUUAUGUCCAUUUUAUUAUAUUUAAUCCAUUAUAAUUAGAUUUUAUCGUGACCGAGCGACGUCGUUCACUUUCAACCCAUCUAUAUCGCAGCUAGUGAACUAAAAUGUCAGUUUUGAGUAUUAUGCCAAGCGAUUUGGUGAUUUAAUUUAGUUGUAAGUUAAAACAUGCAAGAUUUUUACUUAGUAAAAUACUGUGAGCAAAACCAUACAUGUAUAAACAUGUCCCAGUCAAAAUUAAGCGAAAAGUAAAAAUUACUUUCCAGAGCAUUCAAAAUGACUUCAUUCGACCUAUCAUUCAUCUCGACUAAUGUAGUGUUGUGAUUCAUUUUCCCGCGAUGGAGCAGAUCUCCAAAGUUCUAAUAAACCAGUUGAUUGCAACUGAAAGCUUUCAAAAAGAAUUUCGAUAAGCACCGAUACAUCACCGACCAGUAUCUCUCUCGUUUGACAAGAGAAUUAAAAAAAAAACAAGUAUAAUGUGUAGAUGCACCCAGUAGCUACUAUAACAUUUGAUAAUAAUUGAACUGAAGCAACAGAAUAAAAACAAAACAAAUACUGAAUGAUAAGACGGCGUUUUACAAAAAGCCACCACAGAUGUGAUUUUGUGAAGCGAAGCAAAGAAAGAGUGAAGCAGACAUUCUAAAAAGCAUAAAAGCACACGUGAAACGAAACAACAAAACAAAAACAAACCAGCGAAAUUGGAAAUGGAGCUAGUGCCAGUACAAUGAAAAAGUAAAUAGAUAAAUUCUCUUUCAAAGGAAAAAAAAAAUAAAAAAAAGAAUAAUGAUUCGAUUAUUAAUCGAUUUCAGGGCAAAAAAAAAGUAUAUGAAGAUGAAUCCAAUUCGCAAUACAGUGAGAAUAAAUCAAACAUGAAAAUGUUGCCAUAGUGGGGGAACUGCGAAGACAAAGAUUACACUAAAACAAAUCAACGGACACAAAAGUGUUCGCAUCCGGAUUCCCAAAAAAUUAAGAAAUAAAACAAACGAUUGAAGUGAAAAAAGAGAAGGCUAACUUAAAGUAAUGUUGUGUUUAAGAUAUGAAAGAUUGUAUUUAAUCAAAUUAAACUUAUUGAAAACAUUCUGGGUAAGCCAGAGGAUCUGCGAUUAGCACUUUCCUGAUUAUUAUUUAAAAAAUAAUAUAAAAAAAAAUCACAAAUACUAACAUAAUUUCUAGUUUAAUUAACGAUCUUGAUACCCACCUUUUUGCGAUUGCUUAACCGAAAUGUAUGUGUUCCGUGCUUUGAUGUACUUUAUUGGAAUUCUAUUCUAGUAAAUUAAGUUUUAAUGACUGACAUAAGUUUAUUAAAACUCAGCAAUACUAAAACAAAAUUGAUGUAAACAUUUUCUGUGUGGCUAAAAAAAUUAUAAUAACUGUAAAUUCUGAAUUUGCUUUCACGUAAGUCUUUGAUCGGUGAAAAGAACAUGCAAAUGCAACUGAAAUGCAAUCUAGUUUUACUUGAAUCAAAAGUUUAAUUCUGGUACGAGUAGCAGGAUAGCAAAAUUUGAAAGCAAAGUUAACCAAAACGAAAGAUGAAGAAAAACAUACACACACAAAAAGUUAGUUUUAAGGUGACUGAUCGAAACCAGUAAGACUGAGAAGUUCGACUGAGGAUGGAAACGGAUGAUACAAAGAUUAUAGAAAAAAUGUCCAAAUUUACUAGCGUAAAAUAUUAACUGCGGUCAAUGAAAGUUUUUUUUAGUGAAAACAAAAAGAGCUGAUAAAUAAGACUAUUUUAGUGCAGAAGCAGGCAAUAUGCGCAAGAAGGAGCAAUACUAAAUCGUAAACAAAAUUUUUGAUAAAGCUCGAAAAAUGAUUCAUUAGAAAAUCAGAAAUCCAAAAAUCAUGAAUCAACUAUAAUCAUCCGAAAUUUUCCUAUUCCUCGUUGCGAGAACUACACCCAAAGAAGGCAAAAGACACUAUAUAAUCCAAUAGUUUAAAAACUAUACUCAAAGCAAAAGAAAAGUUCGGUUUGACCUACAUAAUGCAAGUUCCUGCUUGGAAGAAAAAUUACUCACCUAUUUGUGCUACUGCUGAACUUUUUUUUAUUAUUUUCUUUUUUAUUUUAUCAACAAUAAAAACCUAGCUUAAGGUUGGCAUCACUUUUGAUACGCCAAAAUGUGUUCUACAAAAAUUUUUAGCGGAUAGCACUGGCGACGCGCGCUGCUGGUCAUAAAGCAGAAAAUAUUUAGAUCAAAUAUACACGUAAAAUAUAUGAUGCUGAAUCGUAAAUGCAUAGUAAACGACAAGAACGAAAGUACAACAUUCUCUUUUAUAUCGCUGAUUCUAUACAAGAAAAACAAAUGAAGAAAAUAUAAACAUAUAGGUAAAAUAUUGAAGGCAAAUUUAUUCUGAAUAAUAAUUGCAAAAAAGUUACCAUAGUAAGAAAGCAAAAAGUAAAAAAAAGUAACAAUGAACCUAUUUUGAAAUGUACAACAAUUACAACAAAAAUAGCAAUUUUUUGGCGAAACUUUGAAACGCACCACGUAUAUACACACACAUGCAAGAUAUAUUCAUUAUUCUAAUAAAUAGUUUCUAACCCGUAAAAA
Messenger RNA from Uranotaenia lowii, 6422 nucleotides. RefSeq names its product protein wech-like. The record is from RefSeq and is a predicted model, not a curated record. The coding region runs from base 774 to 3185 and encodes 803 amino acids. Gene Ontology annotation, biological process: proteasome-mediated ubiquitin-dependent protein catabolic process; protein polyubiquitination. Lineage: Eukaryota; Metazoa; Arthropoda; Insecta; Diptera; Culicidae. The transcript is spliced from 5 exons. Gene Ontology annotation, molecular function: ubiquitin protein ligase activity; protein binding; zinc ion binding.